This is a messenger RNA of Cinclus cinclus, 2134 nucleotides long. It is a transcript of the gene APRT, whose product is annotated as adenine phosphoribosyltransferase. The record is from RefSeq and is a predicted model, not a curated record. Lineage: Eukaryota; Metazoa; Chordata; Aves; Passeriformes; Cinclidae. Gene Ontology annotation, biological process: AMP salvage; adenine salvage. Gene Ontology annotation, molecular function: adenine binding; AMP binding; adenine phosphoribosyltransferase activity. The coding region runs from base 380 to 1219 and encodes 279 amino acids. Gene Ontology annotation, cellular component: cytoplasm. The transcript is spliced from 5 exons.
GCUCUGUGCAUGAAGUGUCAGAGCUCCAGGCACCAGGGAGUCAGGGCUCCACACACUGGGGGUAACGAUGCCUCAUGUGCUGGGGUACCAGACAUUCCUGCUCUGGGGGCUCUGGGAUACCUCCAUGCCUGCAGUAUCACACCUCCAUGCACUGGGAAUUUGGGGCUCUGUGCACGGGCAUACCAGAGCUCUCUGUGCCCAAGGGGGCAAUGCUCCAUACUCUAGAAUACCAGAGCUCCAAAUACCGGGGUACCACAGCUUCAAAUACGGGGUAAAUGAUACUCAAUGCUCUGGGAUACCAGAGCUCCAAAUACCGAGGGAAUGAUGCUCAGUGCUCCGGGGUACCAGAGCUCCAAAUACCAGGGGGACUGAGGCUCCAAUGCCCGGGGGCACCGAUGCUCAAUGCUCCAGGACACCGGAGCUCCAAAUACCGGGGGGCACGGAGCAUCCGUGCCCUGCAGUACCAAACCCCCAUAUCCCAAGCGCCCUGCCGCUCUCUGUCCCAGCUGCCCCCUCGCUCCGGAGCCGCCCCGGGCCGGGCGGAGCCGCCGCCGCCACCGCCCCCGUCCCGCUCCGCUCCGCCCCGGCCGGCGGUGCCGGAGCUGCGGCGGCUGCGCACGGCGGGGCCGCCAUGAGCGACCAGAGGCUGCGGAGGGUGCGGGAUCGUGUCCGCUCCUUCCCGGACUUCCCCGAGCCCGGAGUGCUGUUCCGGUGCGGCCGGGAUGGGAACGGGGAUGGGAACGGGAUGGGCACAGGCGAUAUCAGCCCCUUGCUGAAGGAUCCUGUGGCGUUCAGGACUUUGAUUGAUCUUCUGGAGGAUCAUGUGAGGGCAUCUUUCCCUAAAAUCGACUUCAUUGUGGGCCUGGACUCCCGUGGGUUCCUCAUCGGGCCCCCCCUGGCACAGAGGUUGGGGAUCGGCUUCGUGCCCGUGCGGAAAAAGGGGAAACUCCCUGGUUCCACCCAGUGCAUCUCCUACAGCCUGGAAUAUGGCAGGCAGGCUGAACUGGAAAUCCAGAGCGAUGCUGUGGAACCAGGACAGAAAGUGGUGAUUGUGGAUGACUUGCUGGCAACUGGAGGUACCAUGUGUGCUGCCUGCGAGCUGCUUAAGAGUCUGAAGGCUGAAAUCCUGGAGUGCCUGGUGAUCAUAGAGUUAAAAGCCCUGAAAGGGUCAGAAAAGCUCAAUUCCAUCCCUUUCUACUCCCUGCUGCAGUAUGACUGAGGAGGAGCAGGGAGAAGGGAGCACUGGGAACAAGUCUGGGGCUUUAUCAGUGACUCUGGAUGUCACAAGGGGGUGGGAAAGGGGGUUAAACACAGGUUUUGAGCAUGGCCAGAUGCUCUUCAGUCCUAAAUUUCAUAAGCACUGUGUGGAGUGUAAUGAUCCCUUUUGGAGUUCCUCCUUUUGGGAAGAAGGAACAGGCUGAUUGAUUGCAGGGGUGGAGACCAAGAUGCAGCUUCACUGAAGCUGUGGAUUUUAGGAGACCAAAGUGAUGACAUUGCUGCUGAGGCAGGAGAGCUCUGACAGGGCACCAGCAUUCCCUGGGCUGGGCCUGUCAGCCUCCAAGGAACCUGCUAAAAAAUUCCCAAAGAACAAAAAGCAAUUAUUUCUGUAAGGGACAAAUCCUGCUGUUUUUGACCUCAGGAUGGGCUCUGUGCUGUCACUCACACCAGAACAAGUUGCUCUCACACCAGGGCUGUAAUUGUUGAGGAGAAAGAAGUGCCUGCUGUGUCCUUAAAUCAGGAUGGUGCUGGUGUGGCUGAAUCAGUGUUUUCCUUCCCUGGACACCACAGGCACCUUCUGUUCUCAUGAAUUCCCCACUCCUGCACCACAUCCCACCCCCUGUGCUGCUGCUUUCCCCCUGCUGGGCUGUUCUGGGCCAUCAGGCUGCUGCCAGUUCAGAGCCUGAGUUUGGUGCAGAUGAAGCCACAGGAAAGGUUGGUGUAGUGGGCCCAGGUGUGUGAUGGAUGAUGAGACUUUGGAGAUACUUCCUCCAGCACGGUUCAGUUUGGUCACAGCUAAAUCCUUGUGUGCCAAAACUUCCACGAGCCUGAAAACAUCAGGGAUUGUGUUCCUGGCCCAGCAGGGACUGGACUCACGGGUAAAAUAAAUAUUGAUGUAUUUUUUAUGUUUCCUAAA